Molecule: messenger RNA, 2417 nt
Organism: Xenopus laevis (African clawed frog)
Lineage: Eukaryota; Metazoa; Chordata; Amphibia; Anura; Pipidae
Gene: ddx27.L
Product: DEAD-box helicase 27 L homeolog
Cellular component (GO): cytosol; nucleolus; cytoplasm
Molecular function (GO): nucleotide binding; RNA helicase activity; nucleic acid binding
Source: RefSeq, marked provisional
GGGUUUUGGCUUGGAGGAAUAGAGUUGGUUUUGGAGUAAUAGAGUGGGUUUGGGGGAAUAGAGUGGGGGGCUCAGUCACGUGUGCAAUAAGGCAGGGAGUUGUGUCCAGCCAUGUUGUCAGAUUUAGAUCUUAUUGGGACAAUCCAGGACGAAGAUGAGAUUCCAGAGGAGGCAGAGUCUGACGAGGAAGAGGAGGAGCAGAAAAUCGUCCUGGGCAAGAAGAGGCAGAAGCAGAGCGGCCACAGCGCCGACUUCAACGCAGACUUUGUGUUUGGGGAGCGAGACGGCCUCAGCGACGACAGCUGGAUAAUGGCCGACGUCAUGAAGCAGCUGAAAAAGAGAGUGGCCACAAGCCUGGACGAGAAGAUUGAAACUGUUAGAAGAAAAAGGAAGAAUCAGGAAAAGGCAGAAAAAGCAAAACUGUCAGAAAACACAGAGGAAGAUGUGAAGAGUGAGGAAGAGGAGGAGGAGAAGGAAGAAGAAGAAGAAGAGGAGAAGGAAGAAGAAGAAGAAGAAGAGGAGAGUGAGGAUGAGUUUUCAUCUGAGGAAGAGAUUGUUCUUACAAAAGCAGACACUCUGAGAGUUAAAGAGAAAAAGAAGAAAAGGAAAGGUGUAGGGAACUCUGGGUUUUCUGAGGACGCUUCCCAGUAUGAUGAAAGUCUCACAUUUCAGGACAUGAAUCUCUCUCGCCCACUUCUCAAGGCAAUAUCUGCAAUGAGCUUCACCCAACCAACACCCAUCCAGAAAGCCUGUAUCCCUGUAGGGUUACUGGGAAAGGAUAUCUGUGCUUGUGCAGCCACCGGAACAGGUAAAACUGCUGCUUUCAUGCUUCCAGUCUUGGAGCGUCUCAUAUACAAGCCCCGGGAGGCUCCGGUAACCCGUGUUUUAGUUCUCGUCCCCACCCGUGAGCUGGGAAUUCAAGUUCAUGCAGUCACCAGGCAGCUGGCCCAGUUUACAGAGGUCACGACAUGCCUUGCUGUGGGGGGUUUGGAUGUGAAGACCCAGGAGGCGGCCCUGCGUUCAGGUCCUGAUGUUCUCAUUGCCACUCCUGGGAGACUGAUCGACCAUCUACACAACUGCCCUUCCUUCAGCCUGAACUGUAUAGAGGUUCUUAUCCUGGACGAGGCAGACAGGAUGUUGGAUGAGUAUUUUGAGGAGCAGAUGAAAGAGAUCAUCAGACUGUGCUCCCAUCAGCGACAGACUCUGCUCUUCUCAGCCACAAUGUCAGAGGAGGUUAAAGACUUGGCUUCCGUGUCGCUCAGGAACCCCGUUCGUAUCUUUGUGAACAGCAACACCGAUGUCGCCCCAUUCCUGCGGCAGGAGUUUGUCAGGAUCCGGCCAAAUCGAGAGGGCGACAGAGAAGCCGUUGCUUGCGCUCUUCUCACCCGAACGUUCCAAGACCAUGUGAUGCUUUUCACUCAGACUAAGAAACAGGCUCAUCGCAUGCACAUCCUGCUGGGGCUCAUGGGACUGCAAGUGGGGGAACUGCAUGGAAAUCUCUCUCAAACACAGAGACUGGAGGCGCUCAGGCGAUUCAAGGAUGAGCAGAUCGAUAUUCUGGUGGCUACGGAUGUGGCAGCUCGAGGUUUGGACAUUGACGGGGUUAAAACGGUGAUCAACCUCACAAUGCCGGGCACAGUUAAACACUAUGUACAUAGGGUCGGCCGAACGGCUCGUGCUGGCAAGGCCGGGCGUUCUGUGUCUCUGGUGGGGGAGGAAGAGAGGAAGAUGCUGAAGGAGAUCGUAAAGAAGGCCCAGGCUCCGGUGAAGGCUCGAGUCAUUCCUCAAGAUGUGAUUUCCAAGUUCCGAGACAAGAUCACAAAGUCCGAGAAAGAGAUCUACGCCGUGAUGCAACUGGAGAAGGAGGAGAGGGAGAUGCAGAUGUCCGAGGCUCAGAUCAGUGUGGCCAAAAAGAAGCUGCAGCAAGAGAAGGGGGGAGAGGCUCAACCAGAGAGGAGCUGGUUCCAAACAAGGGAUGAGAGAAGGAAAGAGAAACUGUCGCACGCCCUGCAGGAGUUUGACUUGGCUAUGAGAGGGAAAAAGAAGAGGAAGAAGUUUCUGUCAGACUCAAAGAAGAAAGGAGAGUUGACGUCAGAGGAGCGCUCCCAGUUUGAGGUGCUGAAAGCUCAGAUGUACGCAGAACGGGCGGCCAAGAGAGACCGCAAGCCAAAGAGGGCGCGAGCUAUGCCACCUGAGGAGGAACCAGGAGCCUCAAAUAUAAAAGCGAAGAAGCAGAAGAAACACACGGUGUUUGACGAGGAAUUAACCAACACCAGUCGGAAGGCUCUGAAGAAGUACAGGGCAGGCCCCUCGUUUGAAGACCGAAAACGACUGGGAAUCAAUCAGCGAAAGAAAGGAGCCGGUUUCAAGUCCAAAUCCCGGUAUCGAAGAAAAUGAUUGGCCUGUUGAAAAAGAAA